AUGGAAGCCAGGCUGCUGAGGACCAUCUGGGGACUCUUCCUGCUGUACCUGCUGCAGGCAGAGUCUACAAGUGUGGACUUAGUGCCAGAGAAGAUUGCAGGGUUCUGGAAGGAAGUGGCUGUGACUUCUGAGCAGAACCUGGUGCUGAAGACUCAGAGGAGGGUAGAGGGCUUGUUCCUCACCUUCAGUGGAAGGAACAUCACUGUGAAGGCUGUGUACAACAGCUCAGGAAGCUGCAUGACAGAAACAUCAGUGGGUUCAGGAAGAGACGCUGUUGGGGAAUUUGCUUUUCCUGGCCAAAGGAAGAUCUAUGUGCUGGACACGGACUAUGAGCACUACACCAUCCUCAAGUUGUCCCUGCUCUGGCAGGGUAGAAACUUCCAUGUACUCAAGUACUUCACUCGGAGCCUUGAGACUGAGGAUGAGCCAGGCUUCUGGAGGUUUCGGGAAAUGACGGCCGACCAAGGCCUUUACAUGCUGACCCGACAUGGGAGGUGUGCUGAGCUCCUGAGAGAGUCUGGAAAGAACGGUCUGCCGUGUGACCCCAAGCUGUCGUGCUUGGGUGUCAUGCCUUUGGGUGUGGGACAGAAUUAG
Messenger RNA from Alexandromys fortis (reed vole), 594 nucleotides. RefSeq names its product lipocalin 8 (gene Lcn8). The record is from RefSeq and is a predicted model, not a curated record. The transcript has 7 exons. Gene Ontology annotation, molecular function: small molecule binding. NCBI's taxonomy places the organism in Eukaryota, Metazoa, Chordata, Mammalia, Rodentia, Cricetidae. The coding region runs from base 1 to 594 and encodes 197 amino acids.